Messenger RNA from Sorghum bicolor (sorghum), 2000 nucleotides. RefSeq names its product cytochrome P450 71A1. The transcript has a single exon. The record is from RefSeq and is a predicted model, not a curated record. Bases 183 to 1736 code for a protein of 517 amino acids. NCBI's taxonomy places the organism in Eukaryota, Viridiplantae, Streptophyta, Magnoliopsida, Poales, Poaceae. Gene Ontology annotation, molecular function: iron ion binding; oxidoreductase activity, acting on paired donors, with incorporation or reduction of molecular oxygen; heme binding.
ACUGUUGUUCAAACACGCAGUCUCACUUGCUCACCUACUCCAAGUCAAUGUGGUAAGUACACUUUUACCUAUUAACCUAUUUAUUAGAUUAUAUAAGCACCACCACACAUGCAUUUUUACCAACACAAGCCAGCCAAGCUAGCACACAACAUGCAAGCCAAACUUGACCGAAGCCGCCACUGAUGGACGCCAUGGAGCUCAACCUCCUCCUCCUCUUGGUGGCGCUCUCCGCCGCGUAUGUCUACUACACGACGAGGCGCCGUCGGUCGCCGCAGCGGUUGCCUCCGGCGCCGCCGGGGUGGCCCGUCAUCGGGCACCUCCACCUGCUUUCCGAGAUGCCCCACCACACUAUGGCGGAGCUGGCACGGGCCAUGAAGGCGCCUCUGCUCCGCCUCCGGCUGGGCAGCGUUCCUGCCGUGGUGAUCUCCAAGCCGGAGCUGGCUCGCGCCGCGCUGACCACCAACGACCCGGCGCUGGCGUCGCGGCCGCACCUCCUGUCGGGCCACUUCCUGUCCUUCGGGUGCUCCGACGUGACCUUCGCGCCGGCGGGUCCCUACCACCGCAUGGCGCGUCGGGUGGUGGUCUCCGAGCUGCUCUCUGCGCGCCGCGUCGCCACCUACGGCGCCGUCCGGGUCAAGGAGCUCCGCCGCCUCCUGGCGCACCUCACCAAGGACAACACCUCCCCGGACCGGCCCGUGGACCUGAGCGAGUGCUUCCUCAACCUGGCCAACGACGUGCUCUGCCGCGUCGCGUUCGGGCGCCGGUUCCCGCACGGCGACGGCGACAAGCUCGGCGCCGUCCUCGCCGAGGCGCAGGACCUCUUCGCCGGGUUCACCAUCGGCGACUUCUUCCCGGAGCUCGAGCCCGUCGCCAGCACCGUCACCGGCCUCCGCCGCCGCCUCAAGCGCUGCCUCGCCGACCUCCGCGCGGUCUGCGACGAGAUCGUGGACGAGCACAUCAGCGGCAAGCGCCAGCGCAUCCCCGGCGACCGUGACGAGGACUUCGUUGACGUGCUGCUCCGAGUCCAGAAGUCACCGGAACUGGAGGUCCCACUCACCGACGACAACCUCAAGGCGCUCGUCCUGGACAUGUUCGUCGCCGGCACCGACACGACGUUCGCGACGCUGGAGUGGGUGAUGACGGAGCUGGUCCGGCACCCGCGCGUCCUGAGGAAGGCGCAGGAGGAGGUGCGGCGCGUCGUCGGUGGCAAGGGACGCGUGGAGGAGGCGGACGUCGGCGAGCUCCACUACAUGCGCGCCAUCAUCAAGGAGACCUUCCGGCUGCACCCGGCGGUGCCGCUGCUGGUGCCGCGGGAGUCGGUGGCGCCCUGCACGCUGGGCGGCUACGACAUCCCGGCCAAGACCCGCGUCUUCAUCAACACCUUCGCCAUGGGCCGGGACCCGGAGAUCUGGGACAGCCCGCUGGAGUACCUGCCGGAGCGGUUCGAGAACGGCGGCGGCGAGAUCGACCUCAAGGACCCGGACUACAAGCUGCUGCCGUUCGGCGGCGGCCGGAGGGGGUGCCCCGGGUACACCUUCGCGCUGGCCACCGUGCAGGUGUCGCUGGCCAGCCUGCUGUACCACUUCGAGUGGGCGCUGCCGCCCGGCGUCGCUGCCGAGGACGUCAACCUCGACGAGUGCUUCGGCCUCGCCACCAGGAAGAAGGAGCCGCUCCUCGUCGUGGUCAGGAAGAGCGACGACUACGAAUUCAAGGGGGAGGAGCUUAAUGAGGUUUAAUAAUUAUAAGUGCAGUUAGAUUCAUAUGUAUAAUAAGUCUUGGCGUCUUGGUUCCAAAUAAAGUUUUAGGUAAUAUUGAUGAUUAUUUAUUAACUUUUAUUUAUUAUAUUAUAGAGCAAGUAGCUAGUAAUGUUCACUAGCUCCUGGGGCGCUAAAAGAUAACAUUAUAUUAAUUUUUAUUUCUUUUUAUAACCAUUGCGGUUUUACGGAAAAUAAAAAGGUGUAUUAUAUUUGAGUAUUAAUAUAACAACAUUUGAAGUGGAA